This is a messenger RNA of Plutella xylostella (diamondback moth), 1834 nucleotides long. RefSeq lists its product as uncharacterized. Lineage: Eukaryota; Metazoa; Arthropoda; Insecta; Lepidoptera; Plutellidae. The record is from RefSeq and is a predicted model, not a curated record.
GGGAGGCUAAUCGCGAGCGGGGCGGGGCGCGUAUCUCCCGGGUCAGCGAUACUGCUCGAGAUUAGGGGCCGUUCACACCGGCCAGUCGAGGGUCCGCAGCCACCAUGCGUGCACACGCCGUCCUCACGCUGCUCUGCGCCUGCGCAGCCAUCGCACUAGUCCGGGCCUGCGAGCCGGGGCAGGCCCACAGCGGCUGCAAGAUCUUCGGCGCGUCUUGCUCUUGCGGCUACGGGUGCAAGACGGAGUACAUCUACCGAACCAAGGAGGCGUGCAUGAACGCACUUAGAGAGCGCAGUUCCAACAUCUGCUCGCGCUCGCCGUGUGUGCGUGGCAUCUGCACCCAGACCGCGCAGGACCCUGGCUUCGCCUGCAAGUGUGAAGGCACCGGCUUCUACGGACAUCGCUGCGAGAAAGCAUGCCCAACAAUACCGAUGCGUGGCCUGGUGUUCCCCCACGAAUGCAUCGUCAUCUGAAUCUACUUACCUAAUGGCCAGCGAUUCCACUAUUUAUUAUUUAGCUUGUGAAGAACCUUCAUGAAUACAAAAGCUCACCACUUUAUAAGAAAAUUGUUUUUAUUAUUUUUACCACUUGAAAUAAGUAAAUGCUGUAAGUAUACAGGGUGUUGCAAAAAAAAACGUUUCCCAUAGCAAAAAGUCGCGUUAACAACAAAGCUUCUAAGGAAAAGGAAUUUUUAUUUUCGUGAAUUUCCAAAACUCGUAGAACAAAAGUUGUUCAGAAUAGCCCCCUGAGUCACCCCCUUUCGGCUUAGUAUACGCUUUUUGCAACACCCUGUAUUAUGAUGUGUGAAAGUGACAGUCAGUCUACGGUCAAUAUACUUACUUAGUACCUACAAAAGUAGAGUCAACUACACUAACCAGAUUCCUACAGAUGAAACCGAUAAAACUGGUUUUAACGUUUCAGUGUUUACAAGGUUUUUUCUCUAGAACACGUGCGACUUCUUUGCUACUCUGAACAUAAAUAUUCUUCCACCCAAAGGUUGUCUUGAAAAACUCGCUUUUAGUGACCUUUUUUGUACCUAUGUGUUUGUAUAUAAGCUUUAUAAAAUCUGUUCUUGUGUACAAAUAAAGAAUAUUCUAUCUAUCUAUCUACUCUGUUGUAUAAUUUGCUACCGUGCUGCCUUAUUGCGAAUUUUUACUUUCACGAAGCGUUAUUGUAUAGCUUUAACAAAUAUAUACCUAAGGUGCUUUUAUUAGUUGCCUUUUAAUGAAAUUUAUAUAUACUAAACAAAAUAUGCUGCGCGAGCCUAAAAAAACACCUAGUUUAAAAAACCUGCUCUCUUGUUCUAUUACUUAAUUGAUAUAAGUUAUGUGAAUGAUAAAAAUCAUAAUGUUACAGUCAUAAGACGGACACUAUAGAUACAUGCACCACUAAUAUCGAUAAUCUUAACAUCCUGUAUUUAUUCUAGUUAGCAAUGUAGAUAACCUGGCUGAAAUCUUAUUAAAUUAAAAUACAUAAAUUCAGAAUACAAUAUUUUUAUUUACAGUGGAUUUAUCAAAUAUUGCUAAAAAACACCAUUAUUCGGUAAAUAAUAUUCAUGAUUUUAAUCGAAUUAACAUUUUAAAACCUCUUUUACUGAUGUAAAACAUUUUCUACAGCAAUACGCAUGUUUUGAGUGCAAAAUCAAGUUAAAAUGUAAUGGUCUGAGGUUGGUUUUUAGAACCAUGCAUUCAGUUAUCUAUUUUAUUCAUGAUAAAGACAGAACAUAAGUUAGGACAGAACAAGGCAAUUAUAUAAUUUGUACUUUAGCAUUUUCAGUUUUAUGUAUAAGUAAUUAGGAAAGUUUUACAUUUCUUUUUCGUAUCAAAAUGACCUC